UGGAAGUAAAAAUGCAGGAGAUGGAGGACAGGCACAGAGAGGAGUUGGAGGCCCUGCGGGAGGAGAAGAGCAGUCUACAGGUGCUGGUUAGCAGGCAGAGCUCAGUGAUCCGGGAGCUGGAGGCUCAGCUGAGUCGAGCGACCAGUAACAGCACCGCCCUGCAGAGACAACAGCAGGACCUGGUGGAUACCGUACGCAACCUGCUCAGCCUCUGUGCGAAGGAUGGAGGUACAGCAUUGGUGCCAAACAGCACAAAGCAAGCUGAUGAGGAGAGGAAGUACCGGGACUGUGCCGACCUCUACCAAGCGGGUUUCCAGAAAAAUGGAGUUUACACUAUCAACAUUAGCCCACAAGAGACUAAAAAGGUGUACUGCAACAUGGAGUCUGCGGGGGGAGGCUGGACGGUGAUCCAAAGACGUGAAGAUGGUAGCGUGGACUUCCAGAGAGCAUGGAAAGAAUAUAAAAUG
Molecule: messenger RNA, 467 nt
Organism: Sinocyclocheilus grahami
Lineage: Eukaryota; Metazoa; Chordata; Actinopteri; Cypriniformes; Cyprinidae
Product: angiopoietin-1-like
Exons: 3
Biological process (GO): blood coagulation
Source: RefSeq, a predicted model, not a curated record